Messenger RNA from Falco peregrinus (peregrine falcon), 3520 nucleotides. RefSeq names its product NIPA like domain containing 2 (gene NIPAL2). The record is from RefSeq and is a predicted model, not a curated record. Gene Ontology annotation, cellular component: membrane. The coding region runs from base 211 to 1311 and encodes 366 amino acids. Gene Ontology annotation, molecular function: magnesium ion transmembrane transporter activity. Lineage: Eukaryota; Metazoa; Chordata; Aves; Falconiformes; Falconidae. Gene Ontology annotation, biological process: magnesium ion transport. The transcript is spliced from 11 exons.
CUCCCUAGCUGAGAGUGUCCUGGUGCCCACUGGCAGCUGCAGCCCUUGGCCACACACACCUUCGUGGGGAGUGACCCGUGGCGGCAGCCUUUCCCACACCAGGAAACGAGUGUCACAUCCUGGUCUCGCUUGCCUCUACCCACAGCCACCCGUCCCCACUGCUGUGACAGUGUGUGGCAUGGCCAGUGGCCAGGGCCUGAGGGUGGGCACAUGGGCAUUCUCCCCAUUUCGGAGUGGGCAUCCUGGAAUACAUCCUUUGGGGGGCCAAGCAACGGGAGCGGGCCCCUCUCCAGCCCCUGGUACAGCACACACAAGACUCAGCUCUGGGGAGUUUUACUUGCUGCUGCUUCAAAUUUUCUGAUUAGUGUCUCUCUGAGUAUACAGAAAUGCGCUCAUCUCCGACUGGCUUGCCAAACAGAGCCGAAGCCCUACUACACGAGCAAGCUGUGGUGGUGUGGGAUGACCCUGCUGGUGCUUGGAGAGGUGGGCAGUUUCACAGCCUAUGGAUUUGCCCCCAUUGCCCUUGUUGCUCCACUGGGAUAUGUAUCUGUCAUAGGUAGUGCAUUUAUUUCUGUCUUAUUCCUAAAGACCGUGAGGGCUGCUGAUAUAUUGGGAGGAACACUGGCAGUAACAGGGACUUACUUGUUGGUGACAUUCGCUCCAAAUGUACCCCAAGAGCUCACAGCAAGACGAGUACAGAAUUACUUAGUGAGCUGGCCUUUUUUGGCGUAUUCAAUCUUAGAAAUUAUAACAUUCUGCAUUCUCCUCUAUUUUUACAAAAGAAAGGCUGUGAAACACAUCGUGGUUCUGUUAAUGAUGGUAGCACUACUGGCAUCGCUGACUGUCAUUGCUGUAAAGGCUGUGGCCAGCCUGAUAACAGUCUCUGUGAAGGGGAAAAUGCAGCUAACUUAUCCUGUCUUCUAUAUCAUGAUUCUUUUAAUGGCAAUUUCUUGUGCUUUCCAAGUCAAGUUCUUGAAUCAAGCAACGCAUCUGUAUGAAGUGACAGCAGUUGUGCCCAUUAAUUUUGCGUUCUUCACUACCAGUGCCAUCAUUUCAGGGGUCAUAUUUUAUCGGGAAUUCCAAAGUGCAGCUUUGCUGAGCAUGUUCAUGUUUCUGUUCGGGUGUCUCCUAUCUUUCCUUGGUGUAUUUGUAAUUGCAAGAAAUAAAAAAGAGGAGCAUUUACAAAUUCCUUUUAUUGACUGUGGACAUAUUCCUGGACAAAAAUUGACAGGCAAAAUACAACCAGAUUCUCACAGUUCAUGCUAUGGCACUUUGAAUAACGAAGACGCCUCGGUGAAAAGUCAAAGCUGAAAGAAGAAAGCACCUUACAUGCCAACGACCAGGAGGAAUGCCACUGCACCAAGGACCAGAAGCACCUUUUUGCUGGACAGUCAAGUGUAUGUUGAACUCCUGUAUGUUGAUGAGUCAUAGUGUUAUUUAAUCCUACUUAGUUUAUCCCAUGGUCGUCCCAAAUGUGUUCUGAAGAUAAAGGAAGCCUUAAGAGAAACUAAAUGACUGUUAAUGAAGUGGAACAGUCUCCUAGUAUCCAUGCCUCUUGAGGCUAUUUUUAGAGUCUUAAUUGCCUUGAAAUGCAAACAGGCACAGAACAGGAUUAUAAAAAUUCCCCUUUGAAACCCCUCAGAUCUGUGUAGAUGCUUAAAGACAAAGGUGGGAAAUGAGGACAAUUUUUUUUAAGUGACUUCAAAGUAUUGUGCUAUAUGUAUAACACCUUUACAAAUCUGAUCCUUCCUGUUCAGGAGUCAAAACUGUGGGUUUAUGUAUAGUAUACACAAAUACAUUCACACAAAGUAUUUUGUACUGUGUGUGGAGGGAAAAUCCUGAUUAUCUUCUGCUGUCAGAUUAAUUCUCUUAUCUUCCAAGGAAAUUAGCACUUGUGUGAGGAGAGGGGAGACGGCAUUUGCCAUAAACACAGGCACCUUUGCACAGGCACACACUGGAGGUGCCCAGCCAAGGCAGAGCCUGACAUUUUACAUCCUCCCAGAAGAGUCCCGUUGCACUGGGCUGUGCUGGGCUCAGCUGCAUUACCUGUUAGAAUAGUCUAGCCUGAGGUUUAACCUCUGCUUUCAGGAAAACAAGGUUUUAGUGAAGGAAGCAGAAAGUUCUCCAGCGGCAAUGGGGUAGCCAGGCUACCUCCCUUGAUGUGUCUUGAAAAAAUGCUCCUAAAAAAAAGAAAAGUAGGGCAACUCUUGCCUCCUUCCUAAACCGCUGGUAAUCCUGCAUGAGGAAAGGCUGUGAAAAACAGGAUCAGAAAGAGUCACAGGAACAGUACAGUUUUCCCUUCGUUAAAUAGUAGCGUCUCCACACUGACUUGAAGAGCCAGCAGUGACAGGGAGCCAUGGCAGCACGGGCUCUGUGUUCAGGUCUGGGAGGUCUCGAUGUCCCUCAGUCCCAGCCUCCCGGUGAGAAAGCUGCUUCUGGGCACCCAUCACAGGUCUACUCACCCCGGCCUGGUAGCACUGAUCUACCUCAGCUGGUACAGCAGGGGUCAGACACCUCUGCAGAAACAAGUGAAAGUGCUCUUGAAUAGUGUUCACAUCUUGGACAAGAUGUGAACCCAGAGUUUUAGGUCUGAAUUAAUCUGCAGCAAUGGAUAGGGGCCAUAGGCCAUGUGUAUUUUGUUUCAGUGGGAAAUGAGGUCUCUUCUUUUUCCCCAUUUAAAAAUAGGUGCAUUUAUAACAGGUACAGCUGAAGGUCUGUAAGGCAGUUUCAUUUUAAACCCCACGAACUGCACACAGAGCUGCAGCUUUUCCUGUGCCGCAGUGUCCCAGGAGCCAGGGCGCGGGGGAGCUGCUUGUGAAGCUGUUUUCCAACACGGACCUUUUCCAGCUGGCACAGGAUGAGACUCUGUGUCUGCACCUUACUUGUACCAGCUGCCUGGCCGUGGCCUUCCUUUCCCCUCUUACAGCUUGAGUUCAAGUUUCUAAAGCUUAAAAUAAAAAAAAGCACAUUCUUUUCGUCUGCUUUCUCCGGGGAGUAAGAGCAUGCCUCUGCCUUUCUUUUGCAAGGCAAAUUUAAGCCGCUUUCUAAGUCUCAAGUGAGAGCACGUGCUAAAGGUGGAAACAGGAGGCCUACAGGUUUUCAUUCUGUGACCUGGGAAACAAAUGGGUGAAAGGAUUUAGUUUUGUUUCUUUUUCAAAUUAUUGGCCUUGGGCAGAAAUCUGUUUCCAUAACUCAGGAGGGUUGGAGGAGGUUUCUCUUUAAAGCAAGAAACCAAAUGUAAAAAUCUGUGGCAAAAGUUAUUAUUUAUUUUAAACUACCGUAUUUGUUCUUGAACAACACUUUUUUCCUUCCUAUGGGUUUGUACAAAAAUUAAAAGGGUUAAAAUGUUUUCUUUAAACUCCAAUGUAAUUGGAAUUAAUUUAUGGAGCAAAACACUGGUGGGAAUUAUGUGCAAUUAAAAGGGAUUUGACAUGAUUUUUGAGAUGUGAACAUGUUCCAACUAAUUAAUGCAUUAUAAGAUCCGAAAAACUCAGUGAUGAGAAUUCAUUACUGCCUGCCA